Molecule: messenger RNA, 722 nt
Organism: Nycticebus coucang (slow loris)
Lineage: Eukaryota; Metazoa; Chordata; Mammalia; Primates; Lorisidae
Product: mitochondrial pyruvate carrier 1-like
Exons: 1
Coding region: 141-404 (87 amino acids)
Biological process (GO): pyruvate import into mitochondria
Cellular component (GO): mitochondrial inner membrane
Source: RefSeq, a predicted model, not a curated record
CGGCUGGUUGUCACUGGGCUCCGAGGAGCAGAGGCAGCGGCGGGGAGCAGGAGGAGCUGGUGUCCCGCACAGUCAUAGCUGGCGCGCUGGUGCGGAAAGCAGUGGACUAUGUCCAGAGCAAGGAUUUCCGGGACUACCUCAUGAGUACGCACUUCUGGGGCCCAGUAGCUAACUGGGGUCUGCCGGUUGCUGCCAUCAAUGACAUGAACAAAUUUCCAGAGAUUAUCAGUGGGCGGAUGACAUUUGCCCUCUGUUGCUAUUCUUUGAUAUUUAUGAGAUUUGCCUACAAGGUGCAGCCUCGAAACUGGCUUCUGUUUGCAUGCCACGCAACAAAUGAAGUAGCCCAGGUCAUCCAGGGAGGAUGGCUUAUCAAAUAUGAGAUGACUAAAAAGGCAUCUGCCUAACAAGGGAAAUGAAGAGCCCGCUUUUAAAGGGACAGCAUCACCAGCCACUGCUGCUGAGUCACAGAUUCCAUCAUCAUAGUCUUGCUAGGGAAAAUAAGCUGAAUGCUAUUUUUACUAACCAUACUAUUUUUAUAGAGAUAGCCGAGGGUGUAAACUAACUCUCUGCUGCCUUACUGAAUAUUUUACUUCUCUUCAUAAAGAGUAGCUCAAAAUACGCAAUUAAUUUAGUAAAUUCUGAUGAUGGUUUUAUCUGCAGGGAUAUGUAUAUUAUCUAUUAAAAUGUACUCAGUGAAAAACUGAAGAGAACAAAAUUUGUAA